GCGGUAUGCGCUGCGGCCGCUGCGGAGAAGGGGCCUGUGGUUGUGGUCGACAACUACGACUCCUUCACCUACAACCUGUGCCAGUAUCUCGGCGACCUGGGCUGCGAGUACGUAGUCUUUCCCAACGAUGCCAAGACCGUGGAGGAGAUCAGGGCCAUGAACCCGCGCGGCAUCCUGGUCUCGCCCGGCCCCGGGCGCCCCGAGGACAGCGGCAUCUCCCUUGAGAUCGUUGAGAAGCUGGGCCCGCUGGGCUUCCCCGUGUUUGGCGUGUGCAUGGGCCACCAGUGCAUCGGGCAGGUUUUUGGCGGCAACGUGGUGCGCGCGCCCAGCGGCGUGAUGCACGGCAAGACCAGCCCCGUGUUCCACACGAGCGUCGGCCUGCUGGAAGGCCUGGACAACCCCUUCAAGGCAGCCCGCUACCACAGCCUGGUCAUAGACAAGGAGAGCUGCCCAGAGGAGCUGGAAGUCACCGCCUGGUGCGAGGACGGCACCAUCAUGGGCGUGCGCCACCGCGCCUACCCCCACAUCCAGGGCGUGCAGUUCCACCCAGAGUCCAUCAUCACCGACAACGGCAUGCGCAUCGUCAGGAACUUUGUGGAG
Messenger RNA from Chlorella variabilis, 600 nucleotides. RefSeq lists its product as hypothetical. The annotation marks the transcript as partial. The record is from RefSeq and is a predicted model, not a curated record. NCBI's taxonomy places the organism in Eukaryota, Viridiplantae, Chlorophyta, Trebouxiophyceae, Chlorellales, Chlorellaceae. Gene Ontology annotation, cellular component: cytosol. Gene Ontology annotation, biological process: L-tryptophan biosynthetic process. The transcript has 4 exons.